AUGAAUGCUGUGCUUUUAUUUACAUUUAUAUUGGGCUUCAUUGCACUUGCGUCUGGAUUCGCAAUUCGAUAUGAUGAAAAUGGUGAUUAUAAUUCACCAGAUGAGACUAAUGGAGGAGAUAAAUCGUUAGACCUUGAAGAAAUCACUCCACACACAACUGUUUCAGAUAAAAAUUUACCGAAGACUACUCCUUCCGUAUUACAUGAUAAGACCACUACAGGCGGUCACAACGUACCCACGACCACGACGUCAACUUUUACAGAAAUCACUCCACACACAACUGUUUCAGACAAAAAUUUACUGACGACUACUCCUUCCGUAUUACAUGAUAAGACCACUACAGGCGGUCACAACGUACCCACGACCACGACGACUACUUUUACGGAAAUCACACCAUACACAACUGUUUCAGACAAAAAUUUACUGACAACUACUCCUUCCGUAUUACAUGAUAAGACCACUACAGGCGGUCACAACGUACCCACGACCACGACGUCAACUUUUACAGAAAUCACUCCACACACAACUGUUUCAGACAAAAAUUUACUGACGACUACUCCUUCCGUAUUACAUGAUAAGACCACUACAGGCGGUCACAACGUACCCACGACCACGACGACAACUUUUACAGAAAUCACUUCACACACAACUGUUUCAGAUAAACAUUUACUGACGACUACCCAUUCCGGUUCAAAAGACGAUGAUGACUUUUAUGAUGAUUGCGAUUGUCCUGAACAUAUAAUUGUUAUCAACAAGUAA
Molecule: messenger RNA, 759 nt
Organism: Rhopalosiphum padi (bird cherry-oat aphid)
Lineage: Eukaryota; Metazoa; Arthropoda; Insecta; Hemiptera; Aphididae
Product: integumentary mucin C.1-like
Exons: 3
Coding region: 1-759 (252 amino acids)
Source: RefSeq, a predicted model, not a curated record